GCUGGGGAGCGCACGCGAGCCCAGAGGUGAGCAGAUGAACGAGAGCCGCUCCGCCGCAGCGAGGAGGAGAGACCAGAGAUGAUGCGUAAAUCACCGCAUUUUCGCGUUUGACAACCGAGACAAGUUGCUUCAAACCCGCUGAUCUGGAGACGUCAUAAAACCAAAUCCGUUUUUUAUUUUUUUAUUUUUAUUGUUUUUGUUUUAAUGAGUUGAUUUUUGCGGACGUCUUCUGUCCAAACUGACUUCAAAAGAGCAGCAGGCGGACACAGAGCGUCAUGAUGGAGUCUAUCUUAGACAGCUUCGCAGCGGAGAAACUCUACUCCUCCGGAGGCACCACCAACCUGUUGGACCUGGAGGAGCUCAGCGACGGUGAUUUCCUCACUAAUGUGCCUUUUUCGGGUGAACAAAUGGACGAAUUCAGCAGUGAAUUAUUUAGCAGUUUCUUCGACGACCAUCUGUUAGAGCGCCCCCUGUUGACAGACAGACCCUCGCCUCUGCACAUUGACAUGGACAGCAACCCAGAUAUCCAAGCGGAGCACAGCUACUCUUUGAGCGAAGACUCCGCCCCCCAGAGUCCAGCCCUGUCGAUCAAAAUGGACCAAGAGUCGGAAUUUGACUGGAACUUCAGCCAGGACCUGUCCUCCAUCCUGGUGAAACAGGAGGAGCCUGAUAUCGGCCAAAGGUUAGACCCUCAGCCUCUAGAAAGCCUGCCUCUCAUAUUAAGCCCCGCCCCUCCUCGCACAGGGUCGCCGUGGAAACACACAGAGCGCCGGCUAGAUGAUGUGAAGCCAGUAGCUAUAAAGGACGAACCCAGAGAAAAUGGACAGUACCUCAGCCUGCCCAACGACGAUGCUCUCCAGCUCCCGCCCACCCCUCCCAGCAGUAACCAUGGCGACAGUGACGGCUCACUCCCACCGUCCUCCCCGCACCUCCCCCUGCCGCCGUCCUCGCCCCAGCCACAGCAGAGGCCAGGAGGUCGUGGAUCUUCCUCCACCUCCUCGUCCGCCAUCUCCUCCUCGCCUCUCCUCACAGCCCCACAUAAGCUGCAGGGCUCAGGACCCCUCAUGCUGACAGAGGAAGAGAAGAGGACCCUGGUAGCAGAGGGUUACCCCGUGCCAAACAAACUUCCCCUCACCAAGAGCGAGGAGAAAGCACUGAAGAGAGUUCGACGGAAGAUUAAAAACAAGAUUUCAGCUCAGGAGAGUCGGAGAAAGAAGAAAGAGUAUGUGGAAUGUCUGGAAAAGAAGGUGGAGAAUUACACGUCGGAAAACAGCGACCUGUGGAGAAAAGUGGAAAACCUGGAGACUGCCAACAGGUCUCUUCUACAGCAGCUGCAGAAGCUUCAGUCUCUGAUUUCAGGGAAAGUCAUCCCCCGUUCGUGUAAAAUGGCCUCAACUCAAACAGGAACCUGCCUUAUGAUGAUGGCGUUGUGUUUCGUCCUGGUGUUGGGCUCCUUCUCCCCUUGUCUCUCUCCUCUGUCUUUUUUCUCUCACUCCUCCUCUUUGUCCUCCUCGUCCUCUCACUCCUCACCUUCCUCUCUUCCUUCACCAUCAGCGGACCUCUACACAACCAGUCAGGUCCGCUCCCGCAGCCUGCUCUUCUACGACGAGCAGGCCCCCCUGGAGGAGAGCUUGGUGCCCUCAGAGGGAGAGAGGCUACAGUCAGAGAGCCGCUCUCACGUCCAGACACGCCGGCACACAGCCGCCGCCCACAGCAACCAGACAACCGGCUCCAAAUUAGACCAAAGAGAAACCAAACCAGGCGGAGUCUCAGGGGUUUUCUGACCGCCGUAAUGUCUUGCUGCUCGCCCACUGAAGCGCUCCAUCAGCUGGUUCCCAGGCAAAGACCAGCCUCCUGUCUCCACGUCGGCUCAGCUUCGCCCUCCACGCCAAGCAUCCUUCGUCUUUCUGCUACACUUGAACACUCUGGGUGUAAACGUCAACCUUCCUGUUGGAACCGUGGUUUUAGUGCACUAAAUGUCUACUCUACGCCAACUAAUUA
Molecule: messenger RNA, 2001 nt
Organism: Fundulus heteroclitus (mummichog)
Lineage: Eukaryota; Metazoa; Chordata; Actinopteri; Cyprinodontiformes; Fundulidae
Gene: creb3l1
Product: cAMP responsive element binding protein 3-like 1
Exons: 13
Coding region: 276-1784 (502 amino acids)
Biological process (GO): regulation of transcription by RNA polymerase II
Molecular function (GO): DNA-binding transcription factor activity, RNA polymerase II-specific; cAMP response element binding
Source: RefSeq, a predicted model, not a curated record